AUGGGUGAUCGUGAAGGAGCGGCUCGUGCUGAUCGAAUGCUGCAAGAAAACGAGGCAAAAGCUGAAAGACUUGAUCGUGAGCGGCAAGGAGCUAUUGUCGGAGUGACUUAUCUCAACAAAAGGAACAGAAAUCACAUGAAGGAAACAUUCCUUGGUGACACACCGGUUACUGACAUGAAAAAGGAUGAUGAUCCGUUCACCCGCAAGAGUGGUCGAAUGAAGGUCGUGUCUGGAAAGGCGACACUUGGGAACAUUGAUGCUAUCGCUGCACCUUCAAAGCCACAGUCAGAAGUCCCUUCUACACUGACAUCGGCCGCCAAUGGAAAAUCUGCUCCGGUGAAACUGGCAACAGCUCCAACUUUAUCGUUAGUUGCACCGACUACGUCAAUGCGUCAGAGUGACUUGUUCAAGAUGCAUGCCGUGGAUAUUGACUAUGGAGAUCUUGAUAUUGCACUUGGUUCUCGUCCAAAUCCUCCUCCAAUGUCCACCGACUCACCGGCCGCAAGCGAGCCGAAAUCUCGCGGAAAGUUAUCCCUUGAGGAGUACAAACGUCGUCGUCAAAUGAAAACCGACGGUGUU
Mesorhabditis belari is the source of this 579-nucleotide messenger RNA. NCBI's taxonomy places the organism in Eukaryota, Metazoa, Nematoda, Chromadorea, Rhabditida, Rhabditidae. The record is from the annotation of a GenBank genome assembly.